Molecule: messenger RNA, 1768 nt
Organism: Hippoglossus stenolepis (Pacific halibut)
Lineage: Eukaryota; Metazoa; Chordata; Actinopteri; Pleuronectiformes; Pleuronectidae
Product: charged multivesicular body protein 1b
Exons: 8
Coding region: 494-1096 (200 amino acids)
Biological process (GO): protein transport; endosome transport via multivesicular body sorting pathway; late endosome to vacuole transport
Cellular component (GO): multivesicular body; ESCRT III complex
Source: RefSeq, a predicted model, not a curated record
GACAGAGAGACAGAGAGAAACACAUAUACAUACACACACACGCGCACACACAGAGAGAGAGAGAGAGAAAGAGAGAGAGCGGUAUUAGCGAUUUGUGUUCAAAGAUGAAGAUUAAGUCAAGAUAGUGCCUGUGCCGUUUUCCAAACAGCAAUCUUAAUUAAGUUUAGCAGAAAUCAUAUGCCACACAGCCCUUUCUGUUUCAUAUGAAGUCGUUUAUCAAUAAUAACAAGUAACUGGGUAUAAAAUGUAGAUUUAGCUCAAAUAUGAAGAAAAAUCACUCCGCGGAUUGGGAAACAGUCGUUUCGAGCUGCCACCCUGAAUUUAACUGAAUUUAAGCAAAUACGGAAGUACGCGGGAGUGAAUGAUCUCGCCUCGCUCCUCUCCUUGAAUGCAGCCCGAAUAAUCCAAAUAAACAACUGUGGGAAAGAAGCUAGUGGCUGAAAACUGUUUUCUAGCUGUAAUAUAUAUACAUCUGUUUGUGUCAGACCUCAUCAUGUCGCAUAUGGAGAAACACUUAUUCAACCUCAAGUUUGCGGCCAAGGAGCUACAGCGCAACUCAAAGAAAUGUGACAAAGAGGAAAAGGCAGAAAAGGCUAAAGUGAAGCGGGCCAUCCAUAAGGGCAACAUGGAGGCAGCCCGGAUCCAUGCAGAGAACGCCAUCCGUCAAAAGCAUCAGUCCCUGAACUUCUUGAGGAUGAGCGCCCGUGUGGAUGCAGUGGCGUCCAGGGUCCAGACUGCUGUCACACUGAACCAGGUAUCUAAAUCCAUGUCUGGGGUGGUCAAGAGUAUGGAGGCUACACUGAAAAGCAUGAACCUGGAGAAGGUCUCCGCAUUAAUGGACAAGUUUGAAAAGCAAUUUGAAACUCUUGACGUGCAGACCGCUCAGAUGGAAGACACGAUGGGCAACACCACGACUCUGACGACACCUCAGAACGAAGUGGAUAUGCUGUUGCAUGAGAUGGCUGAUGAAGCAGGUUUGGAUCUUAACCUGGAGCUUCCUUCAGGCCAGACUUCCUCACUGGCCUCCACUGUGGCCUCAACAGAGCAGGACGAGCUCUCCCAGAGGCUGUCCAGGCUGCGAGACCAGGCGUCAUAAUGAUGCAGAAAAGAACAAGAGUUGGAGGAGAGAGAGAAGAGCAAGAGGAGCAAAAAGAGGAAAAAGAACAAACCAAAAACAUACUACAUGCCUGCAAAGCUCUGUGCUCUAUUUUUUGUUCCAGGUAUUUUUCUCUUGCAAGGAAUAGAGAGAAGUUGCCUCAUAGCAGGAGAGGAUUGUUUUUAGAGAGGUGUUGUUUACAGUCCUGGUAUUCAUUACAUCACCCUAUGACAGCAUUAAUUUGCACGUUCAUAUUUAAAAUGUAUUUAUUAAUAUUUAUUAGCUCAGCAAUAACACGAUGCUAUGUGUUAAUUUGUUGUUGUUUUAAUUGUGUAUUGUUUAAUAGCCAAUUGGGCUAUUCAGUAUGCACAACAUUUAUUUAUGUAUGUAUUUAUGUAUGUAUUUAUUUACUGAUGGAGAAUUGCUCAGGGCAUGUUUUGACCGCAUGCCUGAGGAUCUUUCCUGGUGCAUCUCUGUGUUUUGCUUCCAGUUUUGGCUGCAACUCAAACUCUUUUUUUAAAUAUUUAAUCCAAAAAGAGGUCUCACGAUAAAUAUUUGCCUUGAAAGAGCUGGAAUAUUUUUGAUUUUCUUUAUGUAACCGUAACCACUGUGGUGGAUCGCAAUGCACUUAUAUACACAGACAGAAUGUCAUUAAAAGAAGUUUCAACAUGU